This is a messenger RNA of Saccostrea echinata, 2601 nucleotides long. Its product is annotated as endonuclease/exonuclease/phosphatase family domain-containing protein 1-like. Gene Ontology annotation, molecular function: DNA binding. Gene Ontology annotation, cellular component: plasma membrane. Lineage: Eukaryota; Metazoa; Mollusca; Bivalvia; Ostreida; Ostreidae. The coding region runs from base 235 to 1992 and encodes 585 amino acids. The record is from RefSeq and is a predicted model, not a curated record. Gene Ontology annotation, biological process: DNA repair. The transcript is spliced from 8 exons.
UUUUCAGAUGGAAACAAGGCUUUUACCCCAAAUCAGGUUGCUAACAGUACACAAGGAUGGAUUUAUUUAUGGCACACCUGCAUUGGUAAUGUAGUGUUCAAGGUGGAUUACUGAUCAAUGAAUGCGGAUGGCAGCAAUGCAUUUAACUAUUGGACGAAGUGAUAUUGACUAAAAGUUAUCUGUACAGUUGAAUGAUUACAGUCUAAUUUUUUCUGGAGGACAGACACAAAGAAGAUGGGGGCCGUCAAUAGCUGCUGUAUUCCAAAACAUAUUGACUCGGAUUCAAGCACCCCCAAAAAGAUGGGACACAGGCGGAAUUUGAGUGCAGCGUUUAACAUGUCUGCGAUGAUGGAGGGGGAUGCAGGCCAAAAUCUUUUGAAUAUUAAUUAUGCUACAGAGGAAGAACUAAUGACUUUGCCAGGGAUUAACAGAGCCACAGCUCAGGCAAUUAUUGAGUAUCGAAGAAAAAUUGGUGGUUUUAAGAAAAUUGAGGAUGUGGCUUUAGUGUCUGGUGUUGGUGCAGUGAAAUUGAAUAUAAUUCGAGAUGAAAUUACUCUUUCUAUGAAACGACAAGGUAGUACUGGACCUCCAACAGAAGAAAAUUCUCCAACAGGUAGUCGAUCAGACAUUUCAUUUAGAAGUGAGACAUCUAGAAAAUCUAAUGGAAAAAUCAAUGUGAAUUCAUCUAAUGUGUUCCAGUUAAUGAAAGUGAAAGGCAUUGGACAAGUUCUGGCGGAGAAUAUAGUUACAUAUCGAGACAAAAAAGGACAAUUUAAGGCAAUUGAUGACCUUAUAAAGGUCAAAGGAAUAGGUCCAAAUUUACUCAGUGCAAUAAGAAAUCAACUAAGUCUAGAUGAUUCAGAAAGCUCAAACAAUACUCAACCUAAUGGACAUGUUCCAAGUGAUUCCAUUAACAAUGGCAAUGCAUCUAUUCCUCCCAAACUGUCAAAUAAUGACCAUAAUCAUACCAAUUGUAGGAUAUUAUCAAGCUCAACAGAAAAUAUGCUGGACAUUUUAGAACCUAUUAUCAAAUCGGGUACCCGCCCCAAAGUGACACCUUUCAAUUUCAAACAUAAGAAUCGCUCUGUUGUGAGGGUGGCCUCUUGGAAUGUGGAAAGAUUUGACGAAGAAAAAGCCAACAAUAUAGGAGUCCGAGAAGUCAUCUGUAUGACUAUUCUGGAGAAUGGCUUUGGGGUUGUUGCAUUCCAAGAACUAGCAGAUAAAAAUAGUCUUCAAAAGAUUUGUGAUGAAUUGAACAAUCCCACAAUUACCCAUGUCAUGAAAUGGCCUGGAAUGAGGGGCACCUGGAAGUGUGUAGUUUCCAAGGCAACAGGAAGAAUGUACAGGAGUUUGGAAUAUAAUGGGUUUCUGUAUGACACAUCACAAGGAAUUUCUCUAUCAAGUUCUGCCAAUUUAGAAAAGCCAGCUAGUUCCACUAGAGACUUUGUUCGCAGACCCUUUAUUGGAAUUUUAAAGAUGAAGAAGUUUGACUGUGUAAUGGCUAGUGUCCAUCUGAAGGCUACGGGACUGGACAAUGAGGACUUGGAGAAACUCCAGGCAGAGAUAGACAAUGUACCUAAGGUUGUUAAAGCUAUAGAGGAGCACUACCCAGGAGAGAAGGAUAUUAUACUCCUGGGUGAUUUCAAUUUGGAGCCAGAUUUAGAAGAUUUUGAUUGUUUGCGAGAGAGAGGCUAUACUAAUGCAAUACCUGUGGGAGCUUACACAAAUAUCAGCAAUAAGAAUUUGAAAGGCAGUCGCACCUAUGAUCACAUCUGGAUAACAAAGGAAACAAAGAGUGUAGCCACUGGUAACUCUGGGGUGGUGAGAGAAGGAUUGACCAAUGCUCUUAUUCCCAAUGGCUGGAGCUGGGGAGGAGUGGUUAGUGACCACUGCCCAGUGUGGGUGGAGCUUUACACAAGCAAAGACUUGGACAAAGCUGACCUAAGCAUAGGGGCAGAGGCUAUCAAAUUUACACUGGGAACAGAGGGCUAAUAGAGACAGCUUUGUUACAAUAUGAUACACUGUGAGAUGAAAGUUGAGAUUUAUCAUGUUUAUAAUCUUGCCACAAUUGAAUUUUGUAUACUCUAGGAUAAUUAAUUGUUGGUUUUUGAUAGUUUUCUCAAUGCAUUAAAAAGACUGUGUUCUUGAUUGCUGUGUUUGAGCAAAAUAAUAUGUGUAUCAUGAAUUAAACUUUGUUAUUGAUUUAUAUACAUGUACUGCAGUGUAUGAAACUGAAGAAUACUAGUUUUAAGAAACAAUCUACGAGUACUUGUUAAGACUUAGCAAUAAAAGUGUGUGAAAUAGUUUAUCAAAUCCAGCAUCUGGGCAUUUAUUCACAUUUAAUUAUUUUUUUAUACUGCUUCAACUUGUUGUUUUGAUGGUUGAUUUUGUUUUGUUUUCUAAUCUUACCAAAAUAUUUGUUACAUGUAUCUAGUGCAUGAGGGUAAAUCAGAGAUGUUAAUCUUAUUUUACUUUAAUUUUAUAUAGUAUUUAUGGAAUUUUUUCCCCUUUAAUAUUUUAACAUUAAUUUUUUCAUCAUGUUGACCUGAGUCUGACAACCAUUUUAUUAUACUCUUUGAAAAAUUAUUUAUUAACCAUAAU